AUGAACGAGGAAGAAAUGAAAAUUAUUGUCGGAAACAAAUCUGUGUCAUCAUGUAACGUAAACGAUACUGGUAGAAACGUUGCAAGAAAAGGGGAGAAACAAUCAACACAAGACGGAAAUGUAUUUGUUGGACGAAAUCAAAAAUUUAACAAAGGCGAAGAAUACAAAGUUUCAGUUGUGACUUCAACACCAUCUGGUGAUGAUGUAUAUUUUUCUCGAAGCUCAAAUAUUAUUUUGGAAUGGGUAACUAAAAUAGAAACGAAUGGUGAAAACGGAACAGGUUCAAUAAAUUCCGGGACAACCGUGGCCCAGCCCGGGACACGAGACGCCAGACGUCAAUUCGAGGGUGAAAACGGCGGAACGCCUGGCUGGAUAUUUGCUAUCAUUGGCGUGGUCGUGCUUAUUCUUAUAGUUGGAAUUAUAAUUAUUGUCGUAAUAGUGAAAAAAAGAAAAAACAACGAAACAACGAAAAUCGAAGUUCAGCCGUCGGAACUUGAAAAUCCUAUUCCACCGACACCGAAUGUUGCUCCUCAUGCCAACAACAAUUCCCCAAGAGCCCCGCCUCCUGUACAGCCACGAAGACCAAUUUCUAAAGAAGUACAUAUAGUAGAAGGACAAGACGCUUAUGUGAACUAUGUGAAAAAAGCUGAAAAAAAAUCAGAAACAUCAAUUUCUGUCUCUGACUUGGAAAACGUUUACAACUCUAUGAGGGCCAGAGAAAACAGACUGUUUUUGGAACAAUUUCAGAAAAUUCUUCAGGAGGCCGCAAAAUAUGGCGGAACAAAAAAGUUUGCGUCGAACGAGGCUUUGAAGAAGAAAAAUCGAUAUAAAAAUAUAUUGCCAUUCGAUGAUACCCGAGUUCCUUUAACCGAGGCAAAGUCUGGCUACAUCAACGCCUGUUUCAUAAAUGGCCACAACGUACGACACAAGUACAUUGCAACACAGGGGCCUCUGUCCGAUACCGUUGGUGACUUUUGGCAGAUGGUAUUAGAGCAAAAAAGCAAAGUAAUCGUUAUGUUGGCAAAAGAAAUCGAAGCAGGAAAAAAAAAAUGCCAAAAGUACUGGCCUGACGCGGGGAAAAAUCUUGCGUUUGGAGAUAUAGUGAUUGAAAAUGCACAAGAAGUCAAUUACAGCGCUUUCAUGAGAAGAGUCCUCGUUGUGACAUCCAAGCAGGAUAACAAAAGCUUGACCGUUUACCAAUAUCAAUUCCUUAAAUGGCCUGAUCAUGGGGCUCCUCAGACAACAUCGAACUUGCUCAGAAUGCAUCAAGCGGUCUUAAAAAGUUGUCAAGAUCUGGAAAAUGAUUCUCCCAUCGUUGUACACUGCAGUGCUGGAGCUGGAAGAACUGGAACCUUUAUUGGAUACGACAUUCUACUCGAGGAAAGUACUUCCAAGCGAUCAGUUGACGUGUUCUCUUGCGUCCUCAACAUGAGAAAGCAAAGAGUGGAAAUGGUGCAGACCGCUGAUCAAUAUAUCAUUCUUCACAAACUUAUGUUGGAGACAAGUCUGUUUGGUGACAAAGACUUAUCUACUGAUGAAGCAAAGAAUAAGUUAGAAAUGAUGAAAAGUUCUGGCAACGCUCAAUCAAGUUUGAGAAAAGAAUUUGAUGAUCUCAGCAGAAUAUAUCCGAUGAAAGAUUCAAAACUGACUGGGAACGAGCAUACGAAAACCAACCGAUCGAUGAAUGUAGUUCCGUAUGACUACUCUCUUGCAAAACUUGCAAUGGAAGCUGGCGAAACGAAAGUGCCAUUUGUGAAUGCUUCCUGGGUUGAGAGUUAUGAUGAAUCAAGUCCAAUGAUCGCAUCUCAAGGUCCAACUUCAUCAAACAUUGAUUUAUUCUGGAGAUCGGUUCUAGAUAACAAUGUGAAUACGAUCGUUAUGUUGACGGAACUGAAUGAAGGGCAUGAGGAACAAUGCGCUCAGUACUGGCCGUCAAGUGCUGGAGAAGAAUUAAAACUGCAAAACAUCAAAGUAACUCUCGCCGCAGAAGAAACUGACGCGAUUGCUGUAACAAGAAAAUUGAAGAUAGAUCGGGGAAUACAAUCGAGAUCUGUGACUCAAUUUCAUUACACCGGAUGGAAAUCAACAAGUUGCCCUGAAGAGGCAAGAGGGAUAAUCGACCUUGUUAGUAAAAUGCAGAAAAAUUUUAGAUCCACUGGAAAUGGAGUCAUCCUCAUACAUUGCAGUGAUGGUAUCGGUAGAACUGGGGUAUUCUGUGCAACAGUGAAUCUGAUAGAUCGAUUGAAAUGUGAGAAUCGAGUUGAUGUUUUCAGAACCGUGAAAGAUCUCAGAGAUGGAAGACCAAAUAUGGUUGAAAAUUUGAAUCAAUACAAGUUCUGCUAUCAAGCAAUCAUCGAAUAUCUAAGAUCAUUCGAUCUUUAUUCAAACUACUAAACACCGCAUUGUGUAAAAAGGACGACAUGUAAUCACUAGUGUAAAAAAAUUCCAAUGAAAGGCUAUGAAAAACUUUACAAAACAGUCACGAUGUAACUCCAACAUCACAUUAUGCCAAGUAUUCCAAAGCAACGAGUGUUCAUCUUCUAAAAAUAUUGUGUUUGUAGCUACUAAAAACAGACAAAAUGCAUAAUGCCAUUUAACAGAUUUUUAUUAUUGUUUUGUUGUAAAUAACUGCGCUAUGUAGCGUUAGUAAA
This is a messenger RNA of Styela clava, 2651 nucleotides long. The record is from RefSeq and is a predicted model, not a curated record. NCBI's taxonomy places the organism in Eukaryota, Metazoa, Chordata, Ascidiacea, Stolidobranchia, Styelidae.